Molecule: messenger RNA, 1079 nt
Organism: Acanthisitta chloris (rifleman)
Lineage: Eukaryota; Metazoa; Chordata; Aves; Passeriformes; Acanthisittidae
Gene: FAM204A
Product: family with sequence similarity 204, member A
Exons: 7
Coding region: 1-759 (252 amino acids)
Source: RefSeq, a predicted model, not a curated record
AUGUGGAGUGGACUGUUACCUCCUGGGGUGAAUGAAAGUGAUGUUGAUUUAAGCUCUGAUGAUGAAGAUGAAUCUACUGGUUCCUUCCCAAAGGAAGAUGCAAAAGAUCGUUCCUUCUCAAAGGAAGAUGCAAAAGAAGAUGCUGAAAGAGCUCAGCUUCCUGAAUUCCCCGGGAAUGGGCAGGAAUCUCAUGCCAGCAGUGAACCUAUUGUGAGGCCAGUGACAGAUGGAGAAAUGGAGUCUCAGACCUGCCCUCCUGGAAUUCCUGUGAAUAUUUGGAAUAAAUUUGUGGAGCUGCAGAAGAAACACCAUGACAUGAAAGCGCAAGCAACACAGGAAAACAAAUGCCGGAAAAGAAAGCGACACAGAAAAGCAAAACAGAAAAAGACUGAUGAAGUGACUAAGAGUAGUCAACAGUUGGAAAAUGAAGACAAAUGGAAAGAACUUACACAAUACUUUGGAAUCAAUGAUAGAUUUGAAUCACCUGUGGAUAGCAGAGCUCCACAAAAGUCUGGCCUUGAACUUAGCGUAGAGAAGUCUGUGGCUGAAGGUGACAUUGCUAAGGCUGAGGAGCUGAGUGACAGAUUAGCCAUGCGUGAGCUUGGUGUGAAAAUUGCCAAAGCUGCUGCUUGCCGCAACUUUGUAAAAGCCAAGCAAGAAGCAGAGGCUGCCCAAGAAGCUCAAAAGAAAAAGAAGCUUGCUUGGGGAUUUGAAGCCAAGAAAAGAUGGGAAACAAAAAGCAACAUGGGAUACAUGUAACCCAUCCUGUUUUCCUCAGGAGAUGAAUACCUGUUGUUACUUGAAGAAUCUUCAUGGGCAACUUGUUAAAUUUAAGCACAACCCACCCCAAAACAAAACCCAACACAUCAAAUGCCUUGUAUUUAUCUUAAUGCUGUUAGACUCUACUGUCUUGUUUUGGCUCUCUUUUAAAAUGUAGUAAAAAUGCUGUCUAAGCAUCAAUACUGUGUGAAAUGCAGCAUUUUUUUCUUUAAUAUAAAAACCUAAGCUAAUGCAUUGCAUAAUGCAUUUGGAAUCUGGCAGAGAACUCUCUGAAAUAGGAAUAAAAUUCUUGGUCCAAA